CGCGGCCUGGCGCGGUGCGAGCGGCGCGGGCCCGGGGCGGCUCCAGAAGUUUCGGGGGGCGACGGGCGGCAUGGAGGAGGCGGCGGCAGCGGCCCCGCCGCGGUUCUCGGACGCGGACGUCGACCGGGACCCGGGGGUGGCGGCGCAGGAACUGACAACAGCUUUGGAAAAGAAUCCAGAUGAUGCUGAAUGUUACUGUCAACGAGCUUAUGCUCAUAUUCUUCUACAGAAAUAUGCUGAUGCAGUUGCAGAUGCAAAAAAGUCUCUAGAACUCAACCCAAAUAAUGCUGUAGCGCUCCUUAGGAAAGGGUUAGGUGAAUAUCAUAUCAAAAACUAUGCAUCUGCUUUAGAGUCUUUCAGAGAGGGACAGAGGCUGGACAAUGUAGAUGAUACCUUUACUAUUUGGAUUAAAAGAUGUGAAGAAACACUAAAUGCAUCACAGACUGAUUUGAACACGCAGCAGCAGCCUCUGCCACCAAAGAUCAAAUAUGACUGGUACCAAACAGAAUCUCAAGUAAUAGUGACCAUAAUGAUCAAGAAUGCACAGAAGGAUGAUGUCAGUGUGCAGUUCUUGGAGAGAAAGAUGAAUGCUUUGGUGAGACUUCCCUCAGGUGAAGACUUCAACUUAAAGCUUGAUCUUCUUCAUUCUAUAGUGCCAGAGCAAAGUACAUUUAAAGUGCUUUCAACAAAGGUUGAGAUAAAGAUGAAGAAGCCAGAGGCUGUAAGAUGGGAGAAGCUGGAGGGCCAGGGAGAUUCUCUUAAGUUAAAACAAUUUACACCAGAUACCCAGCACUUAUACCCAUCAUCCUCUCACUAUACAAGGAACUGGGACAAACUGGUAGUUGAAAUCAAAGAAGAGGAGAAAAAUGAGAAGUUAGAAGGAGAUGCUGCUUUAAAUAAACUCUUCCAGCAAAUCUAUUCAGAUGGUACAGAUGAAGUAAAACGUGCCAUGAACAAAUCAUUUAUGGAGUCUGGUGGCACAGUUCUGAGCACCAACUGGUCUGAUGUUGGUAAAAGGAAGGUAGAAGUAAAUCCUCCUGAUGAUGUGGAAUGGAAAAAAUUCUAAUCCUAUUUCUGAUCUUUACCAUCUAUGUGUUGCCAUAGUCAUGUACUGACCACUAUGUAUGGACAUAGCAUUCUUGGAUUCAAAGCACUGAAUGUUCCCUUGAAAACAGGAAUUGUCUGUACAUUUUGCGUGCUUUAGAAAUUCCUUCAUCUGCAGAUCUUAAAGAUAUACUCAAGAAUGGAACCCUAUUUUUAUCAUUUGACUUAAUUUCUGGGAAUUGCGUCCAUCAGUCCAAAUUUUCUACCACCUUUAUCAGCUCUCCUCUUUGGGAUAGGGUGAUCUCUAAUGCCUGGUCAGGAUUAUUGCCUUACACCUGGUGUUUCUGUUCAAUAACUUAUUAGAUCUUGGCAAUUUUGGGUAAAAACACUUUUCACAACAGUGUUAAAAUUGUUUGCUCCUUAACUCUGCUAAAUAAAACUGUAAAUACAACUUUUUCUAUAA
Messenger RNA from Lonchura striata (white-rumped munia), 1507 nucleotides. RefSeq names its product SGT1 assembly cochaperone of MIS12 kinetochore complex (gene SUGT1). The record is from RefSeq and is a predicted model, not a curated record. Lineage: Eukaryota; Metazoa; Chordata; Aves; Passeriformes; Estrildidae. Gene Ontology annotation, molecular function: protein-folding chaperone binding.